Ahaetulla prasina is the source of this 8897-nucleotide messenger RNA. It is a transcript of the gene AMIGO2, whose product is annotated as adhesion molecule with Ig like domain 2. The coding region runs from base 585 to 2126 and encodes 513 amino acids. Gene Ontology annotation, cellular component: plasma membrane. The record is from RefSeq and is a predicted model, not a curated record. Gene Ontology annotation, molecular function: protein binding. Lineage: Eukaryota; Metazoa; Chordata; Lepidosauria; Squamata; Colubridae. The transcript is spliced from 4 exons.
UCUUCAAGAACCGAGUAUUUCUACCUCAAUUAAUCGCCAGGAUCGUCUGCGCUGGGGCCGCUCUUCCAAUCCAAAGGCGUCUGCUCAGGCGCCACGAGCCAAUCCGCCGUCAAGAGGUGGGCGGAGGCGAUAGAGCAAAUGCCCAGGGAGGGUCGAGAGCACGUCCAGAGCUCUGGUCUGGUGCUACCGCCUCUCCAGUUGCCUCAGACCUCAAACUUCAAAUGUAGACCGAGCCUGUGCAAAGGAACAUGUAUGGCGGCUGGGAAAGGCGAGCGUAGUGGUAAAGUCCAAGGCGCAAUUCAGACUCGGAUCUUUUCUUGGACUUGCCAUGAAUCAUUGGUUCCUGCACAAUCGUAAACCGAGGCAGUCCGGAUUCCUUGAUUGCCAGAGCUGGAUUCCCGGGUUGCAGGAGGCGGGACUUAACAGCUUCGUCAGACUCAGUCCUCCAAUCUUAACAGACGAGUACAACCCAUUCCUGGCUGCUGUUUCCACUCAACGAGAAGGUGCGUGUCAGUGAUUGGUACAAAGUGACUUACAUGCCUAAAGGGUGGCAAGGAAAAUUGGAAGACGGCUAAAACACAGUCAUGUUUUCUGUUUGGCACACUACUCUCUCUCUUCAUGGGAACUACAAGAGGUUGGGUUGCCUCUUAAUUUUCACUGUAAGUGUAUGUUGUAGUGCCUCUUUAAUGUGCCCCACCACUUGCAUUUGUGCCAGUGACAUUAUGAGCUGCACCAGCAGAAACCUCUCAAGGGUGCCAUCAACUCUUUUCAAGCACAUAAAAAGACUGGAUAUGAGUCACAACAAAAUUGGGAUUUUGGAUCAAGACUGGAUACCCAUGCUGCUUGAGAAGUUGAACACCCUCAUCCUCAAUCAUAACAACAUUUUCAGUAUUUCUAUUGGGAGCUUCUCAGUUGUUCCAAACGUCAAGUACCUAGACCUGUCAUCCAACAAUUUGAAGUCAUUGGGCAGUCCUAUAUUUCAGGAACUGAGAAUGCUGGAGAUUCUGUUGCUUUAUAACAAUCAUAUUGCACAGGUUGAUUCUGCUGCUUUUGGAGGAAUUCCUACACUGCAAAAGCUGUAUUUAAGUUACAACUCUCUCACACGCUUCCCAAUUGAACUCUAUACUGGGAAAUACAAGCUCUCCGAACUGGUAUUCUUAGAUCUUUCUUAUAAUCGGAUCCAGUCAAUACCAGUUAAUGGCAUGAGAUUAGUACCAGCCCGACACUUAAGUGGAAUUUAUCUUCAUGGGAAUCCAUUUCAUUGUGACUGCAUACUUUAUUCUAUGCUGAACUUGUGGUACCUUCGACAUUUUACUUCAGUGGAAAACUUCAAGAGUGAAUACACAUGCAAUAAAGAUGCCCAAAAACUGCCUUUAUUGCAGAACAAUUAUUUAAAUUGUUCAGAAAGCGCUAUUAAUGGUUCUUUUCAUGCCUUUGGUUUUAUUCACGAAGCACAAAUUGGUGAGCGAAUUAUAAUACCCUGUGAUACCAAAAUCAGUGAUGCUGGGACUAGUUUUAUUUGGAUCAGCCCAGAUAAUCAAGUUUUAGAGCCAGGAAAGUCAACUGAACAGUUCAAAGUAUUUCAUAAUGGGAGCCUGGAAAUAGAUGAUGCUCAGUAUGAAGACACUGGACUUUAUUCCUGCAUUGCAAUAAAUAAGAAAAGAUUACUGAAUGAAACAAUUGAAGUAAGAAUAAAUGUCAGCAAUUUCACAGUCGACAAAUCUUACUCACAUGAAACAUUUAACACUGCUUUUACAACCCUUGCAGCUUGUGUAGCCAGUAUUAUUUUGGUACUUCUUUACCUCUACUUGACGCCCUGUCCUUGUAAGUGCAAGUCAAAGAAAAGGAAAAGGCAAUUAAACCAAAAUAGCACAUCUCAUGCAUCUAUACUAACCUCCAACACACCCCUCAAUCUUCCAUUAGAUGAGAAGAAGGCUAGCAGUGGCAAAAGAGUGGUGUUUCUUGAACCUGUGAAGGAACCUAAACCAGGUCAAAAUGGAAAAAUCAGAAUAUUUCCCAAUGAGACUGUAAUUGCUGAAAGCAUCCUGAAAACAUCCCGAACAAAAUCAGAUUCAGUUUCCACAAACUCCACAUUCUCAGACAUGCCUUUCAUGCCAUCAUCUUAAGUGUUCCUCCUGCACUGAUGUCAUAACCCUCUCAUCACCGGCCACAGCUUUAUCCAAUAUUGAAAGAAAAGUCAUGGAAAACUUCUGAUUUUUUAAGAAAAUGGAAAUCUUGAAGGUUGAAAUUAAUUGCUGUUAUCUUCUUGUUCUUCUCAGUGGGAAGAAUAUGCAUUAAUCUUACAACAUUCAGGAGGAGCUCGUUAUAUGACAGGAGUAGUAGAGUAGGGUGGUAUACCUUGUAUUCUUUCUAAUAUUUCCUCUGAAACGAAUUAGGAGGUAGCCUUAUGGAGGAACAUGUUUGAUGUUCCUCAUUCAGUGGAAGAAAGCUUACACAGUAGAAGUCCUAUCGGCUUAGGCCCCAGCUGUUUCACUGUAUAGAAUCAGUGGGAUUGUAUUAUCAGGGAUGAGACUUUUACUCAAGUAUGUCUUAUAGUGUUUAUAGAAGAACAAAAUAGCCAUUUAUUCAAUUUCUGUUCAUUGCCUUGAGAAACGGGGUACAUAAAGAAGCAAAUAAAUUUAUAUAAUCCAGAAUAUUCCCAAAUAAUGUUUAAUGUUUAGAUAAAUUUCAAAACUGGACAGAGAUUAGGGUUUUCUUUUUCUGUAAUGAAUUUUAAAAUCUAGGAAUGGAAUGUAUGGUAAAUUUAGUAAGAGAUAAAAUGAUAACUUUUACAGAACUCAUACUGUCCAGAGAUAUGAUUAUUAAACCAAUUAAGCCUUGAAGGUCUGUAUUUCAGAAGGACAUCUCUUUAAUCUUGUUAAGAAACCCAUAGUCCAAAAGUAUUUAAGACGUCCAUCUACUGUAUGGUGAGGAGAGAGGUGCACUAUUGGAAUGUCUGUCUUUACAGGUCUUAAAGGGAUAAGAGCCAUGAUACUGUAGAAGUAUAUCCAGCCUAUUUGUUUGGAUUAAAAUUUAUGUAUGUGUGCUGUGUGGACUGAGCAGAAAAUGUCUACAAAAAAGAAUGCAUAUAAUUAGUUUUAUAAAAUAAAGAUUUGUGCAAUUAGAUAUUUUAUAUAAGUUCCACUGCACUUUGACUAUUUUUGAUGACCUAUUUAGAGCCAUAAUACAAACUGUUGAUCCCAAGAUAAAUGUUGCUUUCACAUCAAUGGCAUGAAUACCUACACUUUAUCUUCUGUAGAACAUUGAAUUUGAUUGUUUAGAGCUUUAGUUGAAAAAUUCCAACGAGUUAAGCUAAUUCUGUUAGUCAUUAUUUAAUGUGCAAGUAUCAAAGCAACAAUUCAUGAAGCUUCCAUCUUGUGAAGUUUUGAUAUAAGUCAUAAUUUUCAGGAUGAUCCAUUCCAUUAGAAAGCUGGAAGUGUCUACAAGUCAAAUAUACUUUAGCAUAGCUUUGUGUUAGUAAAUGAAAUAUGAAAAACAAUAAAUUAUAUGCAAGUUACUUAUUUUGCAUAGCAUUGUUUGUCCCAUUUGGGUUCCUGUCAAAUUGGUAGACAGUUCUGCAGUGACAUGCGGCAUUGAUUACAAUUUGUUGGUUUUGUGUAUAACUUGCAGAUGAGGGUCUUCCUUUCUCUGCUGGCUGACAAUUGCAACCCUCAAUCAGAAUAGAGCUGGAAGAUCUUCUAAUCCAGCCCCCUGCUCAAACAGAAGACACUAUACAAUUUCAGAUACGUGGCUGUCUACUCUUUUCUUAAAAAUCUCCAAUGAUGAAGCACCUACAACUUCAGAUGGCAAGCUGUUCCACUGGUUAAUUGUCCUUACUUUUAGGAAGUUUCUCCUUAACUCCAGGUUGCUUCUCUCCUUGAUUUGUUUCCAUCCGUUGUUUCUUGUCUUGUCUUCUGGUGCUUUGGAAAAUAUAUUGAUGCCCCUCAAAUACUGGAAUACUGCUAUCAUGUCACCCCCAGUCCUUCUUUUCUCUAGACUGGCCAUACCCAAUUCCUGCAUCUGUUCUUAUAUAUUUUUGUCUUCAGGCUCUUAAUCAUCUUAGUUGCUUUCUUUGCACUUUUUCCAAAGCCUCAACAUCUUUUUGAAAUGCGGUGACCAAAACUGGGAAGUGUGGUCUUACUAAGGGUUUAUAAAGUGGUACUAAUACUUCACAUGAUUUUGAUUCUAUGCCUUUGUUUAUACAACCAAGGAUUGUAUUAGCUUUUUUGUCUGCUGCUGCACCCUGCUUGCUCAUGUUUAAGUGAUUGUCCACUAGGAUUGGUGGCACAAUGGUUAGAAUGCAGUACUGCAGGCUAUUUCUCCUGAGCACUGGCUGCCAGCAGUUUGGCAGCUCGGAUCUUACCGGCUCAAGGUUGACUCAGCCUUCCAUCCUUCCGAGGUUGGUAAAAUGAGGACCCAGAUUAUUGGGAGCAAUAUGCUAACUCUCUAAACUGUUUAGAGAGGACUGUAAAGCACUGUGAAGUAGUAUAUUAGUCUAAGUGCUAUUGCUAGUGCUAUCCCUCUCACAGUUACGGUUUUUGAGCCAGGUUAUGCCUCUGGUUUGGUUUUUCCUGUCUAGGUAUAAAACCUUGCUUUUCUCCACAUUAAAUUUCAUGUUGUUGGAGAGGGCCCAUUGUUCAAGCCUUUGUUCCUUCUAAGCCUUUGCUUUUCUGACUUCAUCUUUGCAGAUUUAGGCUAUUUGCUGAUAUUUUGCCUUAGUUAUAUGUCCCUUUUUCCACUUUUUGUACUUAUCCUUUUUGUCUUUCAGUUUAUCAGAGAGGUCUUUGUGCAACUAUGCUGGUUUCUUCUUGGAUUUCUUGUUUUUCUUUUUUAGUGAUAUUGUGUUGCACUGGGAUUUUAUGAUAAUAUUUUUCAGAGUUUCCCACACUUCUUGAGUUAUUUUCCCCUUUAGGAUUUUUAUCCACAGAUUUUUUUUCUUAGUCUCCCUCUGAAUUUGUUAAAAUCAGCUGUUUUAAAGUAUAAGACUGUAUUGUAUUCUAUUACUUGUGUUUGCAUUAUAUUGAAUUCCAAUAUGACAUGGUCACUUUCACCCAGUUUCAACUCCCUCUAUCACUUCUUAUCUAUUAGUAAGAAUUAGAUCUAGUAUAGCUUUUCUUCUAGUUCUCUCCUCUACCUUUUGGAUGACAAAGUUGUCAGCUAAGUUGGUUAGGGAUCUGUUUGAUCUCCCACUUGCUGCAGAGUUUGUUUCCCUGUUGAUAUCAGGGUAGUUAAAGUCUCUCAUUACUACUCUGGUAUGUUUCCUACAUACAUUUGUUAAUUGGUUAGCAAAAAGUUCAUCUAUUCUGCUUGGUUGGUGGGGGGGUCUGUAGUAAACACCUAUAGCAAUGUUAUUUUUUUCCUUUUAUAUUGACCCAUAUGGAUUUUAGGAGGUUUUCAUCCUUAGUUUUGUGUAGAGAUGUAGUGAUCUUUUAUAUAUAAUGCAGCUCUACCUCCUCUUAUGUUAGGUCUGGUUUUUUUGAAUAGUUUGUAUUCUUCCAUCAGUGCAUUCCAUUCAUAAGUUUCUUCCCACCAAGUUUUAGUAAUCUACCUUCAUGUAUUAAUACUUCAAGUUCACCCUGUUUGUUUCCUAAACUUUAAGCAUUAGUGUAUACACAUUUGAGUCCUUUAUGGGUCUUGGGUAAGUUUUUUUAUAUCCUACGUUGUAACUGGGAUUUCCAUUUUUUCAUCAUUGGAAAUAAGUUCUAAAGGUCAUGAAGAUUGCCCCUCCCCCAAUCUUAGUUUAAAGCCCUUUUGAUAAGAUGAGCCAGUCCUUUUCUGAAUAUAUUCUUUUCAGUUCUUGUGAGGUGCAGUCCAACCCUUUCCAGUAGCCCUUCUUGUAGUUAAUACAAACAUGGUCUAGGAAGCCGGAGUUCUGUUGACAACACUAGUUUUUAAACCAGUGGUUCAUUUCUAAAAUUCUUCGCUCUCUCAUUGGAUGUUGUUCCAACUUAGUUAGAAGUAUAGAUGAAAACAUCCCUUUGAUGAAAACAUCAGGGGUGUCAAACUCAAUUUCAUAGAGGGCUAAUCAAGGUUGUGUUUGACCUUGGGAGCUGGGGUGGAUGUGGCCAGGUGGGCAUGGCCAGCUUUAUGUCACUCAUGUCGGCAUUUGGUGGCCCGAGCACUCUGGCAGUGAAAAUGGGCUCCUAAGUUCCAUUUUCAGCUACGACAGCCUCCUGUCACCUUCUGCCAGUGAAAAUGAAGCUGGGGGGGGGGCACACAAAGAGGACAACAGGAGGCCGUUGCAGCCAAAAACUGAGCCUGGGAGGGCCAUGCGUGGUCUUCCCAAGCUCCUUUUUCAUUGGUAGAGGCACUGCUGGUCGGUCCUUUGCUGUUUCUAGGGCAGCCCCACCAGCUAGAACUAAACUCCCGCAGGCUGGAGUUUGACAACCUUGGUGUAGAUGUAUAGAUGAAAACAAACUUGUUUUCAUCUAUACUACAUAGAAGUAUAGAUGAAAGCAACCUUUAAAAAGGAUUCUAUCAAAAUAUUGGUAAUUUAUUGUUACUGUUCCUGUGGAUAAACCAUAAGUCUAUUCUCCUUAGUCCCACAUCUCCAGAAUGAGUUGAAAACCACCAUAAUGAUGAUCACAACAUCACAAUAAAAACCCCAUUGCUUUCUCCAUGUGUGAAUGUUGACACAUGUACAGAUGUGUUGUAUAGGGGCUUCAGUAACACUGUCACAACCAUCAGCUUGUCUUUUAUUUUUGAAUUAUUCUUGCAAAUACUGCAAACUACUAUAUUCAUUUUCUAUCUGUUCUGAAACAUGAAAGAAUGUUAAAUGGUCUCCCUUGGUCUACACUUGAUAAAGUUGUGGCUAUCUUAGUUUUACUAUUCAAUGAUUGUUUAUAUCUUAGGUCAGCUAUAUUUUCUUUUGUCCAAAGCCCUUGAAGCCCUUACUUGUUACUAUAUAAGUUCAGGGACAUUCAGUCCUUACAGAAAUGGCUUAGAAUGACCAAACUUAAAAUGCUAUUUCUCUGUAGUUAAUGUAAUUUAAAUUAUUUUCUUUGCUUCAGUUCUUACUCUUAAGCAAAGGAGAAGCAGAGCAGUUUACCCUGUCAAGGACUUGCAUUUGUAAGAAUUAUAUGUGCAAUAGGCCAGUUUACAAAUCUAUAGUAAAUAUAAGUCUAAAGCUCUCUAUACCUUUACAUUCCAUGUGAUUUUCAUGUCAUCUUGGUUCAACAAUAAAGUAUCUUGAAAGAAAUUUUUGAAUCCCUGUGUCUUCGAUUUUGUAAGUGACCAAUUAAUAACCAACUAAAUAAAAAAUGAAAUGAAGUAAAAUGAACCUUCAAUAAUUAUCCCGUUUCCCCCAAAAUAAGACAUCCCCUGAUAAUAAGCCCAAUCAGUCUUUUGAGCGCAUGGCAAUAAGGCCAAGCACUUAUUUCAGGGUUAAAAAAAAUAUAAGACAGGGUCUUAUUUUUGGGGAAACAUGGUAUGUAUUGCUUUGUUUGUUUUGCUCUGCACAUAUUUAUUCAUUUAGCUAUGAAUGAAUAGGGAGAAGCAAAACUUCUAAAAAAGUUUUGCAACUGACAUCACACAUUGUGCUAAGCCAUGGUUUAAUCAUACUUUGCUCAACCAUGCUUUACUGCAUAGCCCCUAUUAGCUGAGAUUAGAAAUGCUAAGACAACACAAGAUAUAUUACAGAAUACAUAAUGUAUGUAAUGCAUAUGAUCAAAGUACAGUGUAUAAGACUAAGCAAAAUCUAAGCGUAUAAGAUUCAGGUCACCACUUUAUCUUCAAAAGUUGCAAAUGUGCAGAAGAAAGAAACAAUUUUGCUCUAUUGCAAUAAGUUUAAUGUGAACAAAGUGAUUUUAAGUAAUUUGGUGUAAUGGUCAGCAUUAAUCAUCUAUCCUGCCUUUCCGUGAGAAUCUAUAUGUAUAAAAAAGGAUGUAUGGAUGUAUAUAUGUUUGUUCAAGCAUAACUCUGGAAUGCCUUGAGCAAUUCUAACCAAACUUGGUACACAGAUGACUUAUUCCCUGGAAAAAAAUACUGUGGGGGUAAGACACCCCUAACACCCCUCGUGUGUGUGUGUUUUCCGGAAGAACUCUGGAAUGCCUCAAGCAAUUUCAAACAAACUUGGUACACAGAUGACUUACUCUCUGGAAAAAAUACUGCAGGGGUAACACACCCUUCAGGGUGUUUGUGUGUAUGUGUCCUGGCACACACAGCCCAGCUCAGCUCCACCGUGCAUGUGCACGCGCCUCCCGCUGGCCAGCUGAUAUUUAGGUCUGUGCCAUGAAUGAGCAGGGGUGUGUGGUACAAGCCCCUCUGCGGCCUAUUUUGGCUGCAGGGAGGUGUACUAUGCCAAAAAUGGGGUAGGGUGGCCCUCUCGCAGCCUGUUUUGACUCACAGGAGGCUGCAGGGUGGCCUACUAGGCCCAGAAUGGGCCCAAGUGGGGGGUCUGCCCACAUGCCCGGGAGGGAUUAGGAUGAAAAAAUAUCUGGGCAGCGCCGGAUCAUCAGCUAGUUGUAAAUAAAGCAAGAUAACAGAUCAAUGCCCCCAAAAUAAUAGAUAAACAUACUAAGCUUAGACAGAAUUGCCUUGGCAAUAAAGUCAGUGUUCUUGGCUGAAGUCUCUUUAGACAGAUUUUCAUAGUCAGAAGCCAUGUUGGGAUUUCUACUUCAAACCUAUUUUAAAGAUAACAGGAUAAGGAAAUAUAACAAGAGAAUUUACCUAAUCUAAAAAAACUGAGCCAAAAGAACAGCAAUCUUCUGAUUAGGUAAGUUGUUCAGUAUUCAUAAUUUAAAACAUUUUUUAAAAUUUUACUAAACCAUGAGCUUCAAGCUCCUCAAUACAAUUUUCAUUAUUUCCUGGUUCAAAAUAACAAGAUACCACCCUGCUAAUUUUUAGUAAGAGAGUAUUCUGAGGAUCACAACAUAAUUUAUCCUGUGCUGUAUAUAGUC